AGAUUGUCUGCAUGGACGCGGCCUAUAAUGACACCACGACUGGCAAGAACUUCAAAGAUUGCGUCUCGUGUGCGCUCAACAGUACCUACUACGAUCCCAGUUCGUUGGUGACGGACGUGGACUGGGGAUUGUAUAACCUCCGCUAUGCGUUCAGCGCCUGUGUCUACGGUUAUCCGGCGGGCGUCGACAGCGUCUCGUCGCAGUGCUUGGUUUCCUGCCAAGGACUAGACAGCGCGAUCGAGUUCGACUUGCUCACUCCGAACGAUAUCAAUCUUCGCGCCUGGUGCUCCACCUCCACGUUUGCCGAUAAUCAGAUAGAAACCUGCGAGUUCUGCUACAACCUGACCGAAACGCAAGUGCUUAUGGCCAAUUUCAUCGAAGCCCUCCGCUAUGACUGCCACUUUCCCGUUCCAUCCCAAACAGCCUUCCCGAUCAGCCCGUCGUUGAUCUUUGCCCAGGAACAAUUACCUACCUAUAGCAGCAACCUGCUGGACACGCCCAGCGGAGGCGGGGUCAACUAUAAAUUGGCAACUCUGAUCGGCCUGCCGCUCAUGGGUUUCGUGAUUCUCCUUAUCAUCUUGACUAUCGGCUGUGUACUCGGCAUCAGCUGGUGGCGGCGCCAAGAGCGCGAGGACGAGGAGUUGCGCCAGUGGAAGGCCAUGGCGGCGGAGAAUCCGUGGAGCGAGUACCCACCGCCGGAGAUGUACUCGCAGCCGCAGCAGAUCACGCAGUACGGCUCGGGGUUCCAGGUCGUGGACACUGAUGGUCGCACUCAUGAGGUGGGGUAUUCUAAGAAGGUGAUAAUGAAUGUGUCGGAAGAUAAGGGGAAGAGUCCGUCGCAGGAGUAUCCGGGGGAGUUGAAGCUGUGAUGCGCAGAACUUGUCGGUAGCGUAUUGAAAUGAUGAAGUAACACCAAAGUGGGCGAAACGGUGGAUAUGAACCAUUUCCUUGUUUUUGUACCUGUCAUGUCAUUGUUAUUCUGUUUUGAUGUGCAUAAUGAGGCAUAUACCCCCGCAUUGCUGGUGCACAUAAACUCUAUUGAGUAUGAAUAUGAAUAAUGAGAGAAGCGAAUUCAAGUUGUGAAACAAUC
Molecule: messenger RNA, 1090 nt
Organism: Aspergillus eucalypticola CBS 122712
Lineage: Eukaryota; Fungi; Ascomycota; Eurotiomycetes; Eurotiales; Aspergillaceae
Exons: 3
Coding region: 12-869 (285 amino acids)
Source: RefSeq, a predicted model, not a curated record